CAAACUCUCACGCAAGAUGAUUACUUUGGACGAAAUUCUGCUUGUUCAGUCCAAGGUAUACAUAGCCCUCCCAUCUUGAAUCACAUCUCUUGUCUAACAUUCCCUUAGCAAGUGGCCAAACACCCUCUAUUUCCACGCCGACAUCUAGUAGCUUAAUGUCGCCACUUUCCACUUCAACUGAUAUGCCUGUGCGAUCCUCAAGACAGACUAAGUCAGCUCCCCAACCGCAGCAGAAGUCAGCAUCAAUUUCGAUGCCUACAAGGUUCAACUCAACGGCAUCAAAAGAUUCCCGAUCCGCAGCUCGCUCUCGGCGAUCACCAAGAGGCGGGAGCCAUAGAGUCCACAACAAUGUAGAGCGUCAGUACCGAGCAAGACUCAACGACCAGUACUCGGUGCUUCUGGACGCACUGCCAGUCGAAAUUACGAGUAGUCAUGGGACUGACGGAGACAAGACACUCAGCAAGAUUGAGAUUCUGGACUUAGCCAAGCAGCAUAUUGCCACUUUGGAGGAAGAGGAGGCGCAGCUCAAAGAAGAGAAGGUCAUGCUGAAAGGUCAGAUGCAAUUGCUGAAAGGAUUGGUGCAGUUGACUGGAGAGUUGGUCCCAUGAAAAAGUCAAGUUCGGUGGCAAGUCGCCUCAGUGCUGCGAGAGGCGACAUUAGAACCUUGAAGCUCGAUAUCCCCACGUCAGCUGUAGGGGAAGAAAAUUUCAUAGAAGAAAGAAAUCUCAAAAUCGAAUCAGGGGUGUCACGUGCGAGUUACGAAACAAAAACUCACGCAUAUUCUUUGU
Molecule: messenger RNA, 788 nt
Organism: Mollisia scopiformis
Lineage: Eukaryota; Fungi; Ascomycota; Leotiomycetes; Helotiales; Mollisiaceae
Exons: 1
Coding region: 156-608 (150 amino acids)
Molecular function (GO): protein dimerization activity
Source: RefSeq, a predicted model, not a curated record